Orbicella faveolata is the source of this 2045-nucleotide messenger RNA. RefSeq names its product adenosine receptor A3-like. Gene Ontology annotation, biological process: G protein-coupled receptor signaling pathway. The record is from RefSeq and is a predicted model, not a curated record. NCBI's taxonomy places the organism in Eukaryota, Metazoa, Cnidaria, Anthozoa, Scleractinia, Merulinidae. Gene Ontology annotation, cellular component: plasma membrane. Gene Ontology annotation, molecular function: G protein-coupled receptor activity.
UGUCGUCAUAACAUUGUCAAAGAAACUGCUGAUCCACGAGGCGACAGCAAAUUAACGCGAAGCAAUGUUGAAAAAGAAAUCGCAGCAACUGACAUAUCUAUCACGACGAUCACUUUUCAGUGCAAACUGAUGACUGCAUAAUCCAAUCAGAGAUCGUCUCCCUUAAAUGGUGAACAUUAUUUAUACACACAGAUGCGUAAAACAAUUAUAACCCUCAAUUGUGUGUGGUAUCAGCGGCAUAUAAAAUUCUCUGUCCGAUAAUAAGGUGCAAGCUGACUAAAGUUUUUAUCGACUAACAGCGCUCUUCAUAGUAACUUCAAUUUUCUGAACAAUCAAGAACAAUGGCGAACAUUACGGAAGAUGGAAACUUCGCAAGCAAACUGAACCAAGUAGUCCUCGCAUCACCACGAGGUACACUUGCAUUGUUUUCAGCCUUCAACAUUUUUCUAUGCAUCACUGCAUGUCUGGGAAAUACUCUGAUUCUCGUUUCUCUUCACAAAGUCUCUUCUAUUUAUCCUCCGACGAAAUCCUUCUUUCGAUGUCUGGCGGUCACUGAUCUCAGUGUUGGCCUAAUUGUGCAACCACUGUAUGCAACGUUAAUUAUGUCUCCCUUGAUAAAGAUGGACGUCAAGGAGGUAGUUAUGAUAAGCCGAGUGCGUGAUGCCUUAAGCUGGAUUUUUUGUGGAGUAUCUGUCUUGAUGUCGACCGCAAUUAGUGUGGACAGACUUCUCGCCCUGUUGUUGGGACUGAGAUACAGACAUGUCGUGACAUUAAGGCGAGUUCGUGCAGCUACAAUUUGUUUUUGGUUUACUAGUGUUUUUCUUGGAUUGAUCCGAAUUUCCAGAAGUGAUAUCGCCCUCAAAGUCGCCUCUACUCUCCUUCCCCUUUCGCUGGUAAUUUCGAUUUUUUGCUACACAAGGAUUUUCUUUAAACUACGACAUCAACAAGUUCAAGUCCUUCAAGGACAAGCGAACGAAGGCCGAGAGAUUCCAGUGAACAUGGCAAGGUACAAGAAGUCAGUUUCCAGCAUAUUUUGGGUGCAGUUAGCAUUAGUUGCCUGCUAUGCUCCUUGGAGCAUUGCUGUUGUGUUAUAUGUUAACGGAAUAGAAAAGGGUGAUUCAUGGUUAGUUACAGAGACUCUAGUAUUCUUUAACUCAUCUCUAAACCCGAUCCUGUAUUGUUGGAAGAUCAGAGCAGUGAGACAAGCAGUGAAAGACACAAUAAGACAGCUGUACUGUUAAAUUUGUAAAAAAAAUCAUAAAUUGUAGAGAUCAGCAUAAGUUGAUAAGGCUAGAAAUAACGAAAGAAAAGAGGAUUUAACAUACAUUAAUUUAUUACAAACUGCAAUACUCAAACGUAUCUUCAAUUCCAACCAAAUUUGACAUGAUACUAACAAUUUAAUCAAUUAAGUCUACAUUUAAAAUGCAAAUUGUUAAGAUAAUGAUUUGAAUAUUUAACACAACAUCAUCAUUGUUUCAUUUUAAACUCAUUUUUCAAAACAAUAAAAGCAAUAUUUAGCUUCCAGCGGGAGGGGAACAUUAAUCGGCUGGCUCAGGAGACUACCAAAACAACGACUCGCGGGGGAUUUCUUUUUGCUAGGCCGGAUAUCAUGUGACGUAAUCAUAUUCCAAAAUUGAAAAUUACCUAUACUUCUAAGGUUUAAGUCCCAUCAGGUGUAAGAGACUCUAAGAACGUGACGUUUUACAACGUUUUAGCUCGACAGGACACUCCGGUUUUGUAACAGAGCAUUUUUGAAUUUUCUUAGCUUUAGCGUUGCGUGGCAUUAAAAUGGUGGCCCGAGAAGGCUGCUGCGUAGUUCUGAAGAUGAGUCAUCGCUUUAGAUUUUGCUCACUGAUCAGUUCUUACACUAGAAAAAAUGUUAAUUUGAACGUAUUGAAUCUCUUGAGUAAUAACGUUUCGUUUCAAUAGAAAACCCCAGUCAGAGAUGUUUUUGUUACUUUACUAUUGCCAGGCUUUUUAAUAGUUCAUUAGAAAAUAGUAGAUAAAUGAUUAAUUAUACUAAGUGUCCUCAAUUAGUAGAGGGG